Carassius gibelio (silver crucian carp) is the source of this 1293-nucleotide messenger RNA. It is a transcript of the gene ncoa7a, whose product is annotated as nuclear receptor coactivator 7. NCBI's taxonomy places the organism in Eukaryota, Metazoa, Chordata, Actinopteri, Cypriniformes, Cyprinidae. Gene Ontology annotation, biological process: regulation of transcription by RNA polymerase II; response to oxidative stress. The record is from RefSeq and is a predicted model, not a curated record. The transcript is spliced from 7 exons. The coding region runs from base 109 to 879 and encodes 256 amino acids. Gene Ontology annotation, cellular component: nucleus.
UUGGUGCCCGGCGAGGAGAAAGCGCCCUCGAUGCCGUGGAUCGUCACGGUCGGGUGACGCCAGCGAUGGGCGAGAAGAUCCACCUGACGGAGCAAAACAGGUUUCUCCAUGGGUUUCCUUGCACAAAGCUUCAGUACUGAAGUCGAUCAUCUGUACACGUUCUUCGUCCAGUGGUCUCCAGAGACCAUCUACAGCAAACACAGCAGCAAACCGGACUUCCUCAGGGUCCAUCCAGAGGCGCUCGACGUGAUCGACUCUCUGCUCAGCAGUUCUGCAUCAGAAACAUGGGAGAUCGUGACUGUGAAGCAGCAGAACAAGCGGCGUCCGAGCGUCUGUAGCUCCGCAGACUCUGAAGCUGACGAGCCGCUGCCGGUUCUAAUAGACCAGAGUCAGAUUCUGAACGAACGGCAUCUGGAACACCUGACCAAUCACAUCCCGGCGAGGACGCAGGGUUCCUCUUGGAAGCUGGUGUACAGCACGGUGGAGCACGGCACCAGCCUGACCACACUGUACCGACAGAUGAGAGAGUUAGACAGACCCGUGCUGAUGGUCAUCAGAGACACGGACGACCAGGUGUUUGGAGCGUUUUCCUCCGAUCCGUUCAGAGUCAGCAGCUACUGCUACGGGACGGGAGAGACCUUCCUCUACAGCUUCAGUCCCGAGUUUCAGAUCUUCCGCUGGAGUGGAGAAAACUCCUACUUUGUGAGAGGAUUCCUGGACUCUCUGCAGAUGGGAGGAGGAGGGGGUCCGUUCGGCCUGUGGCUGGACUCGGAUCUGUACCGCGGCUCCAGUUACUCCUGCAACACCUUCUGUAACCGUCCUCUCAGCCUCCAUCACGACUUCACCGUGCGGGAUCUGGAGGUGUGGAGCUUCGUCUGAGAGAAGAACAACAGCAAACCGCCUCGACUCGUCCGGUCACUCAUCUCUUCCUCUGAACCAAGAGAGUUACUGUCAAGACAAGUCCAGGCAGGAUUUGCGGCUUUAAUUCCCGUUUGCAGUAACUGAACACAUUCCUCAAGCCCUGGGGAUCAAGCGUGCUGCCUACGUAGGGCACACUAGAUCUGACACGAGCCCUUGAGUACUACUGACACUCACGGUUUACUGUCUGUACUGUGUUUAAUAUGCACUUAGACUGAUUUCCAUGUGAAAAGGAAAAGGGUUUGCUGUGUGCUAGUGAUGUUUUUUACUCUAUUUAAUAUCUGUGAUCAUAUGUUGAGUUGUGUUUGUCACGCAGUGCUGGCGCUGUGUUUCUGGGUCUGGGGUUUCUAAUAAAACACAUGGUUUUUUAUCAAA